Molecule: messenger RNA, 1175 nt
Organism: Syzygium oleosum
Lineage: Eukaryota; Viridiplantae; Streptophyta; Magnoliopsida; Myrtales; Myrtaceae
Product: phytyl ester synthase 1, chloroplastic-like
Exons: 3
Coding region: 307-903 (198 amino acids)
Cellular component (GO): membrane
Source: RefSeq, a predicted model, not a curated record
ACAAGAUUUACAGAAUUGCAUCCUCUAGAUAGUAUUAAGAUGCCAUUUUGCUUCGAGGGUGCACCUCAAGUGUCAGUUUUCUUUUUCCCUUUCGGAUGCUUUCUCAGUUUCUCUUUUGUGUCUAUUUUGAGCCAAGAACGGAAUGUGUUCUUUGGUUUAGAGUGUUCCGAGGAACCUUCUGACUGAACUCCCCAAGGCCCUUCAGUGACUUAGUUGGAGCUCUUUUAUAAGUGGAGUUCUUGGUGGAGUUCAAAAUUUUCUAAGUUGCUGAGUUUGGAAAAGGGAAAAAAAGGGUGCAAUCUUUGUAUGACUGCUAUGACAUCAUCGGUUACUUUCCGGGUGUCGCCUUAUUUGGUGUUGAAUUCGCAAUUUAGGCCUCGGUGUAGAAUGCGAGCGAGGAGUUCAGGUGGUGGUGACUCAACAUUGUCAUCAUCUCCUGAAUUGGUUGUGUCGAAUGGAGCUUCUUCUGUGGAGGAGAGAGAGAAAAUUGGUCCUUUGACUGGAGGAAAUGGAUAUGCAGUUUCGAAGAUUGAGGUAGUGGAGGAGAAGAAAAUGGUGGAGAAAGAAGCAAAAUGUUCCGCUGCUUUGGAAGGCUUGGAGGUGUUGUGGGAUGAUGCGUAUGGAUCAAAGAGUGUGAAGGAUUAUCUUGACUGCUCGAGGGAUAUGAUUAGGCCUGACGGAGGUCCGCCCCGUUGGUUUUGCCCUGUUGACUGUGGACAGCCUUUGAAUAAUUCUCCAGUUCUUUUGUUUUUGCCUGGACUUGAUGGCACUGGAUUGGGCCUCAUCUUGCACCAUAGAGCACUGGGGAGGGCUUUUGAAGUUCGAUGCUUGCAUAUCCCUGUUUAUGAUCGGACUCCAUUUGAAGGUAUCUCCCUUUCAAAUCCUUUUAAUUGCUGUGCAUGAUGACAACAACUUAUGGUGGAGUGGAAUGCUUUUGAGCUGUGUCGUAAAAAUGCAAAAGGCAGUGGUGCAUUCACAUCAUUCUUCAGUUCUUCACAUAUUUUCCUUAUCUGUGGCUUCAAGCUGUAUUCAAUACUCGAUCCAUGCCGUUCCUUGUCAAACUUGUUAUGUUAUUGAUGAUCCACAGUUCUCAAAGUGGGUUUACAAGCCCUUUAAAUGGUGAAAACUUUCUUCUAAAUACUCAACAAAUGUUACAAGAAACAAAAUAGCGCACG